Molecule: messenger RNA, 2412 nt
Organism: Macadamia integrifolia
Lineage: Eukaryota; Viridiplantae; Streptophyta; Magnoliopsida; Proteales; Proteaceae
Exons: 2
Coding region: 340-2088 (582 amino acids)
Source: RefSeq, a predicted model, not a curated record
UGAAUAUGAAUUUGAUUCUCCAUGAACCGUGAUCUUGUCUUUCGUUACCCCCGCCUUUUCCCUCAUCCUUCUCCACGUCUCUCUGCCCCUUCUACCAAGUUCAUCUUUAUAGCUUGAAACAUCUCUCUCUCUCGUCUCUGGUUUUCUAGAACAGAUAUAUAAUGAAGAAGAACUGUUAGUUCUUCAAUUAAUGCGGCUCCAAAAGCUCUUUCGUCGGCAAAAGGCGAAUUGCUCUUUUCCAGCUGCUUGUGAUUCACAGCUCGGAUCGCACACGCGGAAGCCUUUUUUAAAGAACUCGCAGAAAGGCUCGUUGGUUUGAAGGCUUGAAGUAAAGCACCAAUGCCGGAAAAAGGAGCGAAUUCCGUCUCCAACCCAGUGAUUUUCCGUCCAAACUUAUGGUUUCCGAUGCGUUUCCCGAUACUAACAGUGGCUGUUUUCCUGGGAAUGCUGUUCAUUUGGGGCAUCGAUGCAUCCACUAUCAAAUACAGUAUCAACGCGUGGCGGAUGCGGAGCCGGAAAGAUUAUAUGGCCCUCAAGAUUGAAAGUCUAGAAAAUCUAACCCACCAGACUUUCCAUGGUCUUGUGAAUGUUACACAGAAGUACCAUCGAAAGAGUUUGAACAGAGCACCGAGAAUGCCUCAUCUUGGUUGGAUUUCCGUCGAAUCGGAACCAGAUUUCACAUCGAAUCUGCUAUUUAGAUGGUUAACUCCGGGUGGUGAACCCUGUCGUGAUUCUAUGACGGGGGACAUUAGAAUCCCAGGUCUAGAUGACAAGAACCCAGUUACACUAUCUGCCGGAGAAAUUCACAGAUUCGUUAUUCAAGCCGUCGAUGGGAGAGGGAAUCCGCGCUGCUUGGGUGGAGACUACUUUGAGACGGACCUCUCCGGCGAGCUCUGGAAAUCUCGACCGCCUUUGAAGGACCAUGGCAAUGGCUCUUAUUCUAUCUACCUUCAAGUUCACCCUGAUUUCUCCGGUGAAUAUAACCUAACCGUUGUCCUCCUAUUCCGUCACUUCGAGGGUCUGAAAUUCUCGCCGGAGCGGUUCGCCUACCAGAGAGAGCUCCGCCGAAUUCCUAUCAGGUUCUUCCGAAGCAAUGCUCAACUUCCUGAACUACAAAUCUGUGAGAAAUCUGACUUCGCAAAGGACGUCUGGUCCGGUCGGUGGACUCGACUCGCGAAGAAUGAAGAUUGCGAGAUUAGCAGCGACGGUCGGUAUCGGUGCCUGAAGCCCGAUUUCCCCUGUCAGAAGCCAUGGUGUGAGGGUUCCUUAAGUUCACUAGAGAGCAACGGUUGGGUUUAUUCGAGCCACUGCUCGUUUCGGUUAUUCUCCGCAAACUUGGCUUGGGAAUGCCUGCAGAACCGAUGGAUAUUCUUCUGGGGCGACUCCAACCAUGUGGACACGAUACGAAACCUUUUGAAUUUCAUACUGGACUUGCCCGAAAUCACUACAGUCCCGAGACGAUUCGAUAACAACUUCACGAACCCAAGGAAUAAGACUCAGACAGUUCGAAUCACAAGCAUCUUCAACGGGCAUUGGAACGAGACUCAGAAUUACGAAGGCUUGGAUUCUCUCCGAGACGAAGGGUUUCGAAAUCUAGUGAAGCAGUACUUCAUCUCCGAACAUACAGUACCUGAUACGGUGAUCUUGAACUCGGGACUUCACGAUGGUGUCCACUUCAAGAACGUGAGGCAGUUCUCGGUGGGAGCAGAGCAGGCGGCGACGUUCUGGAAAGAAGUGUUGGAAGGGGUGAGUCAGAGGGGGGAACGCUCACCGGAAGUGUUUUUCCGGUCGACGAUCGCCACUGGUGGGUAUGCGAGGAGGUUAAUGUUCAAUCCGAGUAAGAUGGAGGCUUUCAAUGGUGUGUUAUUGGAGAAGAUGAAGCGCAUAGGGAUCGUGACGGGUGUGAUCGACGAUUUCGACAUCACGUACGCGUGGCACUUUGACAACCGUUGUAAUGAUGGGGUCCAUUACGGUAGGGCCCCUUUGAAGGCUAAGUGGAGGGACGGUGAGAUCGGGCAUCAUUACUAUGUUGAUCUGAUGCUGGGGCAUGUCAUACUCAACGCUCUCUGCACUAGCACAACAAAAUAGCAUAUCGAGUAAAAACCAGAUGACUCUUGGAGGGGAAGUCUGGAGGAUCAUUUGCUGAGAAGAUGGGUUGCAAAAUGGACUGUGGUGUAUAGUGUAUAGAGUAUAGAGAUGUAAUUACAAAAACAGGUGGGGAGUUUGGUGCAUGUGGAAAUGGGAGGAGCGGUCCCCGGUUGCAUGUGGGAUUUAAUGAUUUAUCGUGACCAUUAUCCCUUUCUGUGGAUGGAAUUUAGGUAUCCAAGUUCUGAGGGGGCCAUUCAUUCUAACCAUUCUCUAUUUGUUGAUUUUAUUUAUUUAUUUAUUUAUGUUAAUGGAUUUUCCCACCCA